CCAAAUUUCCUGAAUUGGACUUUGGCUCCAAAUCAUAAAAAAAUGGCAAUAAUAACUGAACCCCUAAACAUAUUAUUAAAAUUCAACGAAACUUCGAGUAAAUUUUCAUUUAAUGUUCUAACAAACGAUGAGCUGACACAUGAAAUGAGCAAUAAUGAACUCCGUUUCACUAAAAUAACCAGAGAUAAAACCGGAUCACAUGAAAAUCUGGAAGUUAAUUUAUUUUUCGUUGGAAAAGUCGAUUUUUUACAAGAAUUUGAAUCAGUUUUCAUCAGAGAUGAGCACGAAACCUCUGAAACAACGGAAGUUUCAACAACUACAAAGCCUCAACUUGCCACACAAAUUACUGUGAGAAAAGCCAUUCAUCCGUUAGAGAAAAAUUCCGUUCAUUACAUUCACAAAUGCGAAAAUUGCAACAGAAAAUUCCGGUUAAAAAAGCAUCUAGCGGAUCAUUUACGGGCAAAAACUUGUCAAAAACAGAUGAUAAUUGGCACGAACAUUCACGUCGUUCGUUGUUUGUCUUACUUGCCCGAAGGACUUCGAUUACCGGAUUUAAACACAAUUCGCAGUCCUUAUAAUCAGCAAAUUCGACAAGAUGACGGCACAAUUACUUACAUCAACAAAACUUCGGUAACUUCUUACCUUUGGGUCACGAAUUUCGACGUUCACGAGCCAAAAUGUGAGAUUUGUCAGAAGAAACUUUUGGGAGUCGCACGAAAAAUGAAUCAUCGGGCUUCGAUGCAUUUCUUUCCGGGCAACAAAAAGACCUGCAAUGGCUGUGGAAAGUUAGUCAACAACAAGGAGGAUCAAAAAUUUCACACUUUGUACUGUUUAGGCAAAGAUACAAUUCGCACGGAUUACUGCUACGAGUGCAAAAUGAGGUUUAAUGACGACGAAGCGUGUCAAAAACACAUCAAACGAGCUCAUUACUGGCCAAGGGACGAAGAAAAUGACGACGAGAGUGCUUAUUGCCACAUUUGUGAACGAAUGUUUGCCUCAAAAUUCAUGCUGCGUCGUCAUAAUUUGCGACACAAAGCUAGUCAGAUGCUGUUUUUAUGCGAGCAUUGCCAUUUUGUCACGAGUUCGAAGGAAAAAUUGGAAUCCCAUUUGAUUUCAAUGCAUUUUCCGCAACUAAAACCCAUGAAAACGACCGAAACUGACACAAAUCCUGAUGAAAUCCAUGAAAUUUCGUCAGUUUUCGUGCCUGAAAUGAAUUUUGAAGACAUUAUUGCGAUCGAUUCCGACGGAUCUGAGGAAAAAACAGUAUCUGAAGGUGAAUUUGAAGACUGUGAAGAAACAACUAUUGAUAAUUCAUACUCGUUCGAGCCGACAAAGUCACCAAAUGAAGCUGAUUUGAACGUAAAAUGCACCAUUGUUCGACUAAAUGAUGAUGGAUCGAAGACUAAACAUGAUGUGCAGCACGUGAAAUUGUAUAAAAGAGAUACUCCCAAAAUUUCCGUGAAAGUUGUUCAAGCAGAGGAACUCAAGGCAUCUAAAAGGACAAAUCAAUCUCGAACAGUUUCCGUCAAAUAUCCAGAAAUGCCGAUAAAAGUCGUGAAUUUGGAUCAAAUUCCCGUUAAAAUUGCCGAAAAAAAGCUGAAAAUGGUAAAAAAUAAUUUUCGCAGCUUUUUCGAAGAUACAGACGAUUUCGAAAAUGACCCCUCAGGCACUUCCAGUGAUUAUUCGAAUCAAUAUUUGACCUCUUUGAUGACCUUGAACUACCUUCCGAGUUAUGUCACGUUGCCAGUUGUUAAAGAUCUCGAACGACCUUUUUAUUUGUUGCACGAACAAGAAGACGGCUCCUACACUUAUUUACAUCAAAAAACGGCUGUUUCGAAAAUUUGGAUUACGAAUUUCGAUUUGCAGUGUCUCGAAUGCGAUAUUUGUGCGGAAUCGUUUCCGAAAGAGGAACUUUUGGCUUUACAUCGAAUGGAAGAGCAUUUCUUCCCGGCAGACACAAUUUUAUGCAAUGCCUGUGAAAAAACCUUUGAAACGCGUCAGGCGAGGGAAUUUCACUCGUUAUAUUGCGUGGAAAAAGAUUCAAUUGACAUCAGUGGAAUACAAGAAGCGAAAAUCCUAAAAAGCAAUAAUGAAGAAAAUGACACAAAAAAUAGGAAAUUUUCCUGUAAUCAUUGCGAUUUUUCAGCUAGUUUGGCGUUUCAUUUGCUGCGACACCUUUUAUGCAUUCAUUUCCCUACUUUUGCUAAUUUUGAGUGUUCCGAGUGCAAUCCAAAGCGGUAUUUUUUGACAAAAGCCAAGUACAAGAGACACAUGACGACGCACGAAACGAGCAAAUUUGAGUGUCAUUUUUGUGGCAAGGAAUUCAAUUCACGAGGAGUUUUGCGUAAUCACAUUACGUAUGUGCAUAAGCAGACAGACGAAAAGUAUCCAUGUGAGAUUUGUGGAAAGAUUUUCCUGGCGAAGUCAAAUCUGCAUAAUCACAAGUUGUCGCAUUUGCCGGAGAAUGAGAGGCCAUACAAGUGUCAAGUUUGUGGCAAACGUUUUAAUCAUCCGAAGAUACUGAGGGAGCAUAUGUACGAUCAUACAGGAGAAAAACCCUACAAAUGUCAAUAUUGCGAGCGAACUUUUUCGCGCCUUCAAACGAGACGCGAUCACGAAAGAACUCACACCGGCAAAGGAUACAUUUGCGAAUAUUGUGAUCGAAGCCCAUUUUGGGACCACAGCAGCUUCCGAAAGCAUUUAAAAUCACAUGAGCUCACGAUGAACAAAAAACUAACAUACACCAAAGAAGAAAGGCGCUUAAAAACGAUUGGACUUUUAAAUGAAUACGAAACGGAUGGCGGAACGACUUCAUAAAAAUUGUUGGUCUCCGGCUCUUGCAUUCCAUUUAGUCAAAACAUCAAAAUAAACAAAAAAUUACAACAACAAACUGAACUUUAGACUCUUUCGGUGCCAGUUUUAAGAUAAAAAAAUGAAUAAAUUAAGCUAAUUGAUAAUAAAUUUUGAUAUUGAUGACAAAAUUUUUACCUUUUUGAUAAGAUUUAAGUGAAAAAAGUGACCUGA
Messenger RNA from Culicoides brevitarsis, 3024 nucleotides. Its product is annotated as protein suppressor of hairy wing-like. The record is from RefSeq and is a predicted model, not a curated record. The coding region runs from base 43 to 2817 and encodes 924 amino acids. The transcript has 3 exons. NCBI's taxonomy places the organism in Eukaryota, Metazoa, Arthropoda, Insecta, Diptera, Ceratopogonidae.